GGUGUGAGCCAUCCCAUUGCCAGUAUCCGGCAGAACCAUGCCCAUUUGGUUAUGAAAUUGUUCCCACAAUAAAUGAGGAAGACUGUUGUGUCACAUUUACCUGCAGACCCAUGAAUGUUUGCAUAGAGAAUGGAACUCUGUACCAGAUUGAUCAAAUCAUUUGGGCAGAGAGGUCGUUAUGCAAGACGUGUAGAUGCUCUGAAAUAAUUGACUCCGACACUGGAUUUAAUACUGUUAUCUGUGACCCUAUUUUGUGCAUGAUUCGUUGUCCACUGGGUUAUGACUAUCAGAAACCUGACGAUGAUUGCUGUGGAAAGUGCGUUCAGGUUUCAUGUGUAUUGCCAGCUGCUAAUGGAUCAUUCCAUGUACUCCAGCCUGGAGAAUCACAGUUCUUGCCAGAGGACAACUGCACCGAGUACUCUUGUGUUCUUAUUGGAGAAAGCUUGGUGACAUCAUCUUGGUCUUGGACACAAAUUUGUUCCAACGGUCACAAUGGGGAAUGUGAUUCUGGACAGAUUGGAAAGGUACCUGAUAGUUGCUCUAAUAUAUGUAAAGAUUCAGAAACAUGCAGGGUGCUGACAAAUGUGACUCAAAUUUCUAAGAACGGAUGUUUUGCUAAUGUCAGUCUGUCAUACUGUGAAGGCUCGUGUUCCAGUAUAACAGUGUUCUCUGAAAAAUCAUUCAAAAUGGAGAGAAUACGUACUUGCUGUAAUGAGACGGAUACUACUGAGAUAGAGGUUGAGCUGUUCUGUCCGGAUGACAACAGUACCAUUAAAGUCUUCAUCACUUCUGCCAACAACUGUACUUGUACUAUUGAUAACUGUAUCCCUUGAGUUUUGCAUGAACCAUCCUUAAUUACAUUAAAAUAAAUGUAAAACAAAUUUUCACAUCAUCUAUUUCAU
Pseudophryne corroboree (corroboree frog) is the source of this 902-nucleotide messenger RNA. RefSeq names its product intestinal mucin-like protein. Gene Ontology annotation, molecular function: protein binding. Bases 111 to 833 code for a protein of 240 amino acids. The transcript is spliced from 8 exons. The record is from RefSeq and is a predicted model, not a curated record. Lineage: Eukaryota; Metazoa; Chordata; Amphibia; Anura; Myobatrachidae.